GUAAGGCAAUAAUGAGUUUCUAGGGAGAUAGCAGGAAGGAGAGGCUGAUACCUUUGCUUGUAAUUGGUGGCUUUUUCUUUUGCCUCUGCCAAAUAUGACUUGUGUUACACGGAGAUGCUUACAGAGACAGAAAGAAUUCAUUCUUGAUGGUGUGGCAGUGGAUACUAUUGCCAGCAGCUACACGAACAUCUUGCCCAAGCUGUGGUCUGCCUUGCCUCCUUACAAUGCUCAGCUGGACAUCCAUGCUGCCAGCUACUUCUCAUCCCCAGUGGUCAAAUCGGUGCUCAAAAGGACCGAACAGACCCGUGGAGGAACCUCUAGGGAUGGCUGGAUAGUGGAUUAUUUCCACAUCUAUGGUCCAGGGCAAAGAUACCUGAACAGAAGAAACUGGGCAGGAGCAGGUCAUUCUCCACAACAAGUUGCUGGUCAUCAUUACUAUCUGAUGGAGGUAAAGGCUGUGAAUGGGUACGGUGGCCGAUAUGGUUACCGCCGCAAUACUCCCGACCUCCGUACACGCUCCUCUUGCUUUGGUGAAGUCACGUGCCUCCCCAUCCACUGAAGAAACAGGACGUCCUCUGUCCCGUCCUCUGACUAUAUUGUUGACUCUUCUUUCCCCCCCCUGAUUUUUUUCUGAAAUAAUAAAAUACACUCAGUUUUCUUAUGUGAACAGUUAGUCGCAGGUGAUGAUGGGGAAAAGGUGGCGUUGACACAUGGUGAAAGUGGUCCUCUCCAUACAAUUUUUUAAAUGUGUGAAUUUGCUUGUAAAAGUUAUGCAUUUUGUUAGAUUGUAUCCCGCUGCAUUUAUUUCAGCCAUCCACACAAUAAACCUUCUAAGGAACCAGUGGUUUUCCAUCUUCAUCAGAACUCACAGAACAGAAUUUAAUUGGGGUUUUGGCUCGGCAAUCGAACUGGUUCAUACUCAGAUCAGUUUUGAUCUUCUGAAAUUUUUUUAAAAUCCUGAUUCUGUUUCCAGAAACAUUUUUGUUCCAUGUUAGCAAUUGGAGAUGUUAAUAUGAUCUCAUGGCAUCAGCUGAAGAACGAUGUCCUUCUGGAAACUAACGAGUCUUA
Messenger RNA from Pogona vitticeps (central bearded dragon), 1068 nucleotides. RefSeq names its product sperm microtubule associated protein 1 (gene SPMAP1). The record is from RefSeq and is a predicted model, not a curated record. Lineage: Eukaryota; Metazoa; Chordata; Lepidosauria; Squamata; Agamidae.